AUGACAGAUCAUAUAUCUGAGAUAUCCCCCUCGGAUGUUAAGGGUCCAUCCUAUCAGUACCCAUUCGCAGCAGCACCAGACAUAAUUCGAUCACAUCAAAAAGAUGCAUAUUUUGAAGGAGUUCUCCUGAAUCAUCUCUCAAAUCUCCUGCGCCGGUUGUAUGGAGCAAGAUUUCUUCACACAUAUACCAACGAAGCGCGAACAUUUUCAGAAUUACUCUAUCUCGGUCUCACAACCCUCAUUGGCAACCGGACAUUAGGAGAAGAGUACUGUGACAUUGUUCAGAUUGAAGACGAUACCCUAAGACUUCCCGACAUUUCUCGACGCGCAGGCUAUAUUUUGAGUUCAAUACUUCUUCCAUAUUCUCUUACCAAGAUCCUUCCAUCAUUUCGCACUCGCAUCCGUAACAAGCUCGAAGCCAACCUCCGCAAGCUUACCCGAAAAGCACAAGAAAAGUCAUACUCCUACAAAUUUCAGCAAUAUAUUCUCACCCAUCUCUCAACAAUCACGUCACCCUCACCCGUUCACGCCCUUACUCUCACCGUCUUUUAUUUCUCGGGGUCUUAUUACCAACUGUCAAAACGCCUGUUGGGACUUCGUUAUAUCUUUACAAAGCGCAUUGCUCCAUCGGAGCAACGUGUAGGAUAUGAAGUCUUGGGUGUACUUCUUCUCCUUCAAAUGAGCGUGCAAACCUACCUCCACCUAAAUAAUACCUUCUCCGCCGAUGUUCCUUCCACUGCGCCUGGAAGUUCCGCCAUUCUAUCUAAUGGCGUAGAAAUCUCCCUUGACUCCCCAUCUUCCCCUAGCGAUCUCCUCGCUUCAUCCUCAGCUAUAUCCCAUUCCUCCAGCUCUAUUGGCAAAACUACAAAUACACCUGUGCUUACAGGUGCACGAUAUGACCUGAGUGAUAAUAAGGUCAUGGGAUGGAUAAAGGGGGAGCAGAAUAGAAAAUGUACCUUGUGUUUAGAGGAACUGAAGGAUCCGAGUGUGUUGGGAUGUGGACAUGUAUUUUGUUGGAGCUGUAUUGGAGAUUGGGUCAGGGAGAAACCAGAAUGUCCUCUGUGUAGAAGAGAAGUUUUGAUUCAACACAUUCUCCCAUUGAGAGGAUGA
Molecule: messenger RNA, 1110 nt
Organism: Botrytis fragariae
Lineage: Eukaryota; Fungi; Ascomycota; Leotiomycetes; Helotiales; Sclerotiniaceae
Product: putative peroxisome biosynthesis protein (peroxin-10) protein
Exons: 1
Coding region: 1-1110 (369 amino acids)
Biological process (GO): protein import into peroxisome matrix
Cellular component (GO): peroxisomal membrane
Molecular function (GO): zinc ion binding
Source: RefSeq, a predicted model, not a curated record